Messenger RNA from Arachis duranensis, 690 nucleotides. RefSeq names its product cytochrome P450 71D10-like. The record is from RefSeq and is a predicted model, not a curated record. Gene Ontology annotation, molecular function: heme binding; monooxygenase activity; oxidoreductase activity, acting on paired donors, with incorporation or reduction of molecular oxygen. The coding region runs from base 40 to 675 and encodes 211 amino acids. The transcript has a single exon. NCBI's taxonomy places the organism in Eukaryota, Viridiplantae, Streptophyta, Magnoliopsida, Fabales, Fabaceae.
UUCCUUCUUCCUCAAUUAUACAUUAUUCUAGCACAUACCAUGGAUCUUCAAAACCUUAUCUCUAUCUUCACCGCCUUACUCUUUCUCUUUAUGCUAUUGAAAAUAGCCAUGAAGAAAUUUAGUUCUUCCAAGGAUAUUACCAAUUUGCCCCCAGGGCCAAGAAAACUACCCAUAAUAGGAAACAUGCACAACCUUGUAGGAUCAAUGCCCCAUGAAUGCCUAAGAAACUUAGCAUCCAAAUAUGGACCCUUAAUGCAUCUUAAACUUGGAGAAGUGUCCCACAUCAUAGUUACAUCACCUGAAAUGGCACAAGAGAUUGUGAAGACUCAAGAUGUCAACUUUUGUGAUAGGCCAAACGUUCUCUUUGCAAGAGUCAUGAAUUACAAUCGAACAGCCAUUGCUUUUGGCCCCUAUGGAGACUAUUGGAGGCAUGUAAGAAAGAUAUGCACCAUGGAGUUAUUAGCACCAAAGCGUGUUCAAUCUUUUAGGCACAUAAGAGAAGCAGAGGUUUCAGAGUUGGUCAAAGCAAUAUCUCAAAGUGAAGGCUCCAUUUUUAAUCUCUCUCAAUUAUUAUUAUUAUUAUUAUUAUUAUUAUUAGUGUAUUGUCAAGAAUAUCAUGGUAAAAAAAUCCUAGGGAAGCCACUGUAUAUUAAAAAUAAAUUUAUCAGAUCUUAGAUUCUUUCAUCAUAA